Choloepus didactylus (southern two-toed sloth) is the source of this 1142-nucleotide messenger RNA. RefSeq names its product serine/threonine-protein kinase WNK2-like. Bases 545 to 946 code for a protein of 133 amino acids. The transcript is spliced from 4 exons. The record is from RefSeq and is a predicted model, not a curated record. NCBI's taxonomy places the organism in Eukaryota, Metazoa, Chordata, Mammalia, Pilosa, Megalonychidae.
UGGCUGAACUGUUCAUGUAGAAUAGCUCUGUGUGUGUAAAAUCUCAUCACUAAUUUUUAAACGGUUUGUGUCUGUGCUUCUUCAUUGCUAGCUACUAAAGUAGACUACAUUUCCAAACAGCUUGUUUGAAGAGAUGGUCGUUAGAUUAUUUUUCAGUCCUGAAAAUUCCAAAUUGGUCUCAUUUCAAAUUGUCAACCCAAAAUUGCAGGGGACAGGGAAGGGGCAUGCGAUUUUUAAAGUCCUAUUUUGGCCAUUAAAAAAAAAAAACCUUUCCGUGAAGCAGCCAAAUGACCCGACCUCCUUUGGUCCCCUGGGAGCUCGCCAUCACGGAGCGUGCAGGGGGCUCCCCAGACCUUCUAACGGGAUGGUCCUGUCGCCCCAGCUCCUACCUGUUAAAUGCCGUCAGCCCCAGCAGGUGUACGGAGCUUGUGCAGCUGAGAUCAGGCGGCUCCAGUGUUUGUUCCCUUUACAGAUACCUUACCCCGAUGCCCUGGGAAGGAAGGAAGGUGCAAAGUCUGUGUCUUAAAUACCAGACAGUUUUUUUAUGUCUCUGCACGAGGGGUCUGAGCCAUGGUCCUCCACCAGCAGCCUGGCCCCAGGCCCUGAGCCGGGCCCCCAGCCCCCCCUGCAAGUCCAGGCACAGGCAAACAACAGCAACAACAAGUCAGGAACCUUCACGGAUGACCUGCACAAGCUGGUGGACCAGUGGGCGGGCAAGACGGCAGGGACCACGCAGCUGAAGCCCUCGCUCAACCAGCUCAAGCAGACCCAGAAGCUGCAAGACAUGGAGGCCAAGGCAGGCCCAGCCCGGACAGCCGGCGAGGCGCGGAUGGUAAACCCGCCACGAGCAGGAGCCCCAGCAACUGGCCUUCUGUGCACUGCAGUCAUUCCUGGAGUCACCCCAGCCCUGCCCAUGCCAGGUUCUGAGAGGGAGAAGCCCGACUGAGCCCCGGGAGGCCGAUCCCAGCCCGACACCAGGCCCCGUGACAGCUGAAGCGGAAGGAGGGACGCUGGGACACGUGGGGGCCUCGGGGCGAGCCCCACUCCUUGUCCCGUCCACGCCGUUUUGUAACCACUUUCUAAGCACUUUUUUUAUUCACAAUUGGAAACACAAAUGUAAUGCAAGAAUAAAAAAUAUUUUG